AUGGCCACACCCAGUGUGCCGCGCAAGAGGCAGCUCGCGGCGGGAGAUAUCAACUGCCGGGACUGGGGCGAAACAUAUGAGCACGUUGGUGAAUCGACGUGCCAAAAACUGGCCGACCGCUAUGGUAUAACCCUUGGUACCUUUUACGAACUAAAUCCGAUCCUGGAGUCAGAUUGCAAGAAAGUCAGGCCCUACACGCAAUAUUGUCACAGAGGAUUCAUUGAACCAUUGAGGGCGCAUGGCGGAAAGUGUGGCCCUCUAUACAACAAUGCAACUUGCCUUGGCACUGAUAAAGAAUGCUGCAACUCCGAAACUUGGACAUGCGGCGACCGAGAACGAGACUGCACCCCAAGUCUCUGCUACAGAGGUGCCGGCACCUGCUUUCUCCGCGCCGUCGUCUCAACUGACGGCAUUUGUGGCCUGGUCAAGAAUCGGUAUACGCUCCGUGUCUGUGGAGAGUGGGGAAACUGCUGCAAUCUUCAAGGGAAAUGCGGCUCGGGGCCUGACUUUUGCGGCAAAGGUUGUUGA
Messenger RNA from Fusarium falciforme, 528 nucleotides. RefSeq names its product LysM domain-containing protein. The transcript is spliced from 3 exons. Bases 1 to 528 code for a protein of 175 amino acids. NCBI's taxonomy places the organism in Eukaryota, Fungi, Ascomycota, Sordariomycetes, Hypocreales, Nectriaceae. The record is from RefSeq and is a predicted model, not a curated record.